This is a messenger RNA of Aspergillus aculeatus ATCC 16872, 714 nucleotides long. RefSeq lists its product as uncharacterized. The record is from RefSeq and is a predicted model, not a curated record. Bases 1 to 714 code for a protein of 237 amino acids. The transcript is spliced from 5 exons. NCBI's taxonomy places the organism in Eukaryota, Fungi, Ascomycota, Eurotiomycetes, Eurotiales, Aspergillaceae.
AUGUCCGACAAUACCCCAGAGGAACCACCAGACUACCCCCUCCUGGAAGAAGCCACGCUGCUCAAGUUCGAAGGAAGGGAGUUCCAAGUAUUCCGCCCCUACAUCGAGCGACGCGCCGUCUUCCACGCCAUAAAGCUCGAUGAGCAGCAACAGCAGCAACAGCAAGUCGUGGUCAAGUUCUUCAUUCACCAGCACCCAGUCCUCCGGCGUAGCUCCCAAGUCGGCCGGCUCUUCAGCGGCAUCGUCCAACCCGAAUUCACAUGGGAAGUGCAAGCGUUACGGACAGCACGCGGAAUAGACGGUUUCCCCCAGCUCCUCAACUGGGAAUCUACCGUUCAGGGACCCGAAUUCGAGAACCCGGGUGGGCGGAUAAACCUCAUCGCUAUGACGCGGCUGCCGGGCUUUCCCCUGUCGUUUUACAUCUACGGCCUCCACGAGCAAUCGCAGAUUAAAGCGAUCAAGGCACGAGUCGUGGAGCUGGUUGAAGUGCUGCGCCUACGGGGGCACGAAUACACGGAAGGAGACCCGGGCAAGAUCAUUUAUGAUCCAGCAAGUGGAAAACUUGGAAUCUGCUGUCUCCGACGGUCAGUCGCCAUCUGUUCUCCUACCGAGCAGAAUGAUCCAAUCACCGAAGAUAGUCUUGUGAUCAAGCAAUUUGGACUUAACCUCUGGUAUAAGUACUCGGACAAGGGAAGGAGGAGAGAUGCUGAGUAA